This is a messenger RNA of Nerophis lumbriciformis (worm pipefish), 1422 nucleotides long. The record is from RefSeq and is a predicted model, not a curated record. Lineage: Eukaryota; Metazoa; Chordata; Actinopteri; Syngnathiformes; Syngnathidae.
AUGAGGCUGAGAAUGCGUAAGGCGUCUCAGCAGCCUAUCCCCAGUCUGCCAACUCGCCCGUCAAGAGCCAAGCGACGGCAUUCCGAAGUAGAAGAGGACACGCCUACCAGUGGUGGGAGGGGCUUGUUCUCAACGAUCAAAAAGUUUAUCAGAGGAAAUACUGUUAAGGUAAAAAGGAUAUACUUUCUUUGCAACAAAUCCAAGAAGGCGCGUCUACACUGUGAUGUGGACAACAAUCUGAUCACCUCAACUCCAGACUCCAAUACUGCCCAUAGGGUUGGCAGAAAAGGCUCCGUCAAUGGAUUGGCAACCAAUCAUGACAGGAGUAAGGAAAAACCCAAUGGCAGUCUGGAGGAGACAACAACUGAAGAGGUGACCACAAGCCCUCCUAGGACAACACUUCUUGGGACCAUUUUCUCUCCUGUUUUCAACUUCUUCUCACCAGCCAAAACUGCUUCAUCUGGAUCGGACUCUCCAGACCAGGCUUUGGAGGCUGAACAAAUAGUCAAGCAGCUGGAAAUUGAACAAACUGUCGAAACGCCUGCCAGCAAAUCCACAUCUACACAGGAACUAUGUCCCACCACUAACUUCUACUCAAGUGUAUCCCAGCUACCGUCUUUGCGUCCUCCUCACAUCCCUGAUGGGUACACCACAGCAGAACAUCGAGAGAGUGAUGAUCUUCCACCGCUCACUGCUCCAGGCUCCAGUCCAGAUAUGGCAUACAUGAACCCUCCUCACACUGCAGUGCAUCCAGAAACAUCUUAUGAAGAAGAUUGGGAAGUCUUUGACCCGUAUUUCUUCAUCAAGCAUGUCCCUCCAUUAACAGAAGAGCAGCUCACUCGGAAACCAGCCCUUCCACUGAAGACUCGUAGCACACCGGAAUUCUCUCUGGUCCUUGAUCUGGAUGAAACGCUGGUUCACUGCAGUUUAAAUGAGCUGGAGGAUGCUGCCCUUACCUUCCCUGUUCUCUUUCAGGAUGUGAUUUACCAGGUGUAUGUGCGCUUGAGACCAUUUUUUAGAGAAUUUUUGGAACGCAUGUCUCAAAUCUAUGAGAUCAUCCUUUUUACAGCUUCUAAAAAGGUGUAUGCAGACAAACUCCUCAACAUCUUGGACCCUAAGAAGCAGUUAGUGAGACACAGGUUGUUUCGGGAGCAUUGCGUCUGUGUCCAGGGAAACUACAUCAAGGAUCUCAACAUUCUUGGCAGAGAUCUCUCAAAGACCAUCAUCAUUGACAAUUCACCACAAGCCUUUGCAUACCAGUUGUCCAAUGGAAUUCCCAUUGAGAGCUGGUUCAUGGAUAGGAAUGACAAUGAGCUGCUGAAGUUGGUACCCUUCCUUGAGAAGCUGGUUGAGAUGGAUGAGGAUGUGCGGCCACAUGUUCGGGAGAGAUUUCGUCUUCACGACAUGUUACCUCCUGAUUGA